Messenger RNA from Atta colombica, 1164 nucleotides. RefSeq lists its product as uncharacterized. The transcript has 8 exons. Bases 1 to 1164 code for a protein of 387 amino acids. Lineage: Eukaryota; Metazoa; Arthropoda; Insecta; Hymenoptera; Formicidae. The record is from RefSeq and is a predicted model, not a curated record.
AUGCCUUCGCUAAGAGUUAAAUACGUUCUAGCUCAUUUAUCGCGCACCGAGCACACCGCGCUAUUAGCGCGUCCUAACUGGAGAAGACUUCGCAGACGUGAUCCAAAUGUCCUGGCGAGUCCUUUUACAGUACGGCGGCGCGCGAUUCUGAAGAGCCGCGCCUCGAGGCGCACCCGGGUUAUGGCGCAACCGAAAUUCGUAACCAAGAAAUACGAUCCCGCAGCGGCGCCGCCCCUUUUCCCGCGUAUUCACCCCAAGACGCUCGCAGCGAAGAGCACCAAGCGUAUCGUCGAUCUGGCAUUGCCCAAGAGAAGACGUCUGCUGGAGACGAGGAAAUUGGCAGCUACCAAAAACAUGAAGGCAACCGUGAACGAUCUGCUGGUGAAGGUUCGAAAGUCGCGGUACCAGCGGUAUCGUCUAUUCUGCAACGCGCGUCAAGAGCGAGAAGCUAGGAAAAAGAGAAAACGAAUGGCGAAACUACGCAGAGCUCUCACAAAACCAGAAGACUGGCAAAGGCACAUGCGGGUCCUGGAGAGACUAGCUGCGCCCAAAGUCGUCGCAAAACCCAAAAAGAGGAAACCCAGUAAGAAGAGGAAGUGGAGGCCGGUCAAUUUAGAGCGAGUGUACUUCUUGGCUUUACCAUUGAUUCGAAAGGAUAUCGUACUAAAAGAUCCAUUCAAGGUAGCUGAGCACGCACUCACCUAUAUUAUCAGCAAGCGAAUGGAGAGACUCUCGAUUCGAAAGAUACGUCCGGAGAUUCCAUUGCGAAUACCAGGCGCCGUUUCGCCGGCCGCGAUGAAAGCUAUAGGUAGUAACACGCACUUCGUCACUACAUUUACAACCGUUACCAUUUGCUUCGCCGUCACAAUUCUUCCGCUUCGAUUUCUUCGCUCGAUAUCUGGAGGAAUUUUAGUUUUACUUGGCGGCCUUAAUCCCGUUGAUAAGAAUAAGCCGGCGGAAAACCGAUCUUCCCAGAGAGUAAUCGCUUUGGCGAAGCCCGCCAAACGUCCGGAGGGUAGAGAAACGGAUCUCCGAGAGGAUGCCUUCACUGUGUCGCCGAUGGCGUUAAAGGCGAAAUGCUCCAAGCGUCUCAAAAAUCUCGCCAAACCGAAGACCUAUCCGAAACCCGUAUUCAAGAGAUUGAGAACUGCCCUCAAACGAUAA